AUGUCCUUAAAAGACGAGCCGCCGUAUAAAACUGAUCAAAUAAUAAACUUCAACGUUGGGGGUCAAAAGUUUGCGACAAGCGUUAACACACUAACGUGGAUACCUGAUACUUUCUUUACGAGUCUAAUAAGCGGACGUAUCCCAUCAGUCAGAGAUGAAUCCGGUGCUAUCUUUAUCGAUAGAGAUCCUGAUCUUUUUAGAGUCAUCUUAAAUUAUUUACGGACGAAACAAAUUGAUUUAAGUUCUUACCCUGUACAUAUUCUGAGGCUUGAAGCCCAAUUUUUCAACUUAUGCCCUCUUGUGAGGCGCUUGCUACUCUGCGAUGAACUUGAGGUUUCUUCUUGUGGCUCCCUACUAUUUCAUGGAUCAAUACCAUUACCCGGUCUACUAUUCUUAGAUUAUAAAUUGGAGGAGGGGUUACCUCAGGGUGAAAGCCGUGGGGGUUUGCGAGAUAACCUUAAUGAUUUUGAGCCAAGUGAAACUAGUCAAGAUAGCUGCAAUUCAAAGAUUACCGAUAGUUCUUUGAGGAAAGGAAGUAUGGACCAAAACCGAUAUGCAAGAGCUGAGAUUGCACAGUUGAGGCAACAGAUGAGAUCAAGCCUAUACGACCCUAUCAGUGUUAGGAUUGUUAGAGCUCAUUACAAUACUGUGGCUGUUGCUCAUUCUUAUUAUGCUUGUGUGUAUAGAAUGAAUAAGAAAUAUACUGGAUGGAAGGCUAUUUUCACCUCCUCACAUAUGGAGUAUGUCAUCAAUCAUCUUGCUUGGAAUACGAAGUUCGGAGCUCAAAGCAAUGAAAAGAUGCUAGCUAUUGCAUUGGCUAAUGGAACCAUUCACUUAUGGUCUAUUAGCGAAGAGGAAAACAGAAAAAAAGGAAGCUUCACUUUGGGUGUUCAAGUUGAUAAGCUUUUCUUCAUCGGCAGCCAAAUGGUGGCUCUCUCAAGGUCUGGUAAAGUCGGUAUUUGGCAAUCGGUAACUCAAAACUGGCAAGUUCAAGAAUUGGUUCCUGUGACAUGUUAUGAUACGGCGGGUUCUUCAUUAUUAUUAGGUUGUUCUAAUGGGUCUAUGUAUCAUAUAGACAUGCAGAAGUUUCCUUUGAGAAUGAAAGACAAUGAUCUUUUGAUUACUGAACUAUAUAAAGAUCCUAAUCGAGAAUCCAUAACGGCGCUAAGUGUAUAUUUAACACCAAAAACAAAUAGUUGUGGUAAUUGGAUAGAAAUUGCCUAUGGAACUUCUUCUGGAGUCGUUCGGAUUAUUGUUCAACACCCAGAGACAGUCGGUCACGGUCCUCAGUUAUUUCAAAGCUACACUGUACACAAUUCUCCAAUUACACAUGUAUCUCUGAGUACGAGUCAUCUCAUUAGUGUUUGUUCUGAUUAUAACCAUGUACGUACGUGGGCUGUUACUCGUUUUAGAGGAAUGAUCAGUACUCAGCCGGGGAACACAAACUUAGCUUCUUUCAAAGUUUUAACUUUGGAUUCAACAGAUGAAUUUGCCGAGAAGGAUUAUACGGAUGUUGGGCCUUAUGGUGACCAAGAAGGUGAACAAGUAUUUGUUCAAAGAGUUGUCCCGGAUUCCAAUCAAGUGUUCAUCCGAUUAGCUUCUACUGGAGAAAGAAUUUGUACCAUAAAAACGGUUGAUGGGUCAGCCAUAACUUCUUUCGUAGUUCAUGAAUGCGAGAGUUCGUCUCGAUUGGGCAGCCGUCCACGAAAGUUUUUAUUCUGCGGAACUAACACAGGAGCAGUGCAGAUUUGGGAUUUGUCGACCGCCAUUGAUCAGAUCAAUAAGCAAGCCUCUGCAUUGCCAUUAAAUUGUCCACCACAAUCACAAACUCAGCUUUAUUCUGAACGAGAACAACCCAUGAAGGCAAAUUUAUCUUCUAGUCGUUAUUUUUCUGCUUCCCAACAAAUUGCCCAUGGUCCUACACCUCAAGAGUUACUUCAAUUGAUCGAUGAAUGCGAUAUAAGUUGUAACAGUAUUAAUAAUACGCCAAGUAGUUCUCACAUGAAUCUAACGGGUUUCGACUUUUCAAAAUAG
Auanema sp. JU1783 is the source of this 2034-nucleotide messenger RNA. NCBI's taxonomy places the organism in Eukaryota, Metazoa, Nematoda, Chromadorea, Rhabditida, Rhabditidae. The record is from the annotation of a GenBank genome assembly.